This is a messenger RNA of Zea mays, 2163 nucleotides long. Its product is annotated as OSJNBb0004G23.8-like protein. The record is from RefSeq and is a predicted model, not a curated record. Lineage: Eukaryota; Viridiplantae; Streptophyta; Magnoliopsida; Poales; Poaceae. The transcript is spliced from 2 exons. The coding region runs from base 161 to 1702 and encodes 513 amino acids.
ACAAGGGCAAGGGCCGGCGCACGUCUGUGGCCUGUGGCGGCGCUGCAGAUGAGGUGGAGUGUGGGUAGCUGGCCGUCGGGGAAGUCGGCCGGCGGAUCCCCCACCGCAGGCAGGCGGCGCACUCGAGGGAGGGGAUGCUACAAAUACUUAUUGGAUCCUAAUGACCGAGAGGGUCAGUUCUAUGGUUGUCCAGGAGACAGUUAGCCAAAUUCUGUCUGGUCUGAUUCACAGUUACGAGGGCAAAGGAGACUCAAAUCCAAAUGAUAACUUGGAGAGGCUUGAGAUGGCGCAUAUCAAGUUGGAAGCUGCUCUUGAGACAUGCAGCAAGUGGCACAUCACUGAUUUGUCGUUGUUGCGUUGGCGCAAGAAGCUGAAGCGAGCUGCUCAAGAGUGUGAUGACACGCUAUACAAAUACAAGAAGAUGAUCCUUGAAGAUGAACAGAUGGAACAGGAGGUUAGGAAUUCCUACUUUCCUAGACGAAUAGCGCAUGCUACCAAAUCUUUCAUUUUCUCUGCCUUUGGCCACAACAACUACGAGUCCAGCAGAUCUGCUGUUCGAAGAUUCGAGUGGUAUGCAGAUGGUGCUAGUGAGUUUCUGAGAUUCGUAGAGCUUGGUGGCGCACCUUGCUGUCACAUGCCAUUCAACUCUUUUGCCAAGCACCUUUUUGCAGGCAAGGAACUACAGCACAAAAUUGUUCGUGGAAACGAGUACCCUUUGUUUCUACUAUGGUUGAUGCCCUUUGUUACGGAAGAGCAUGGAAUCGAAGCUUGCCUGAUAUUUAUCAAGAAAGACGGAAAUACACUGGAGGAUGACUUUUUCUUUAGUGUAAUACUGCAGCUUUCAGAAAGUACAGACAUAGUUGGGAUCACAAUGAAGUGCUUGCAGUUGUUCCCCCAUCAUUUUCAGCCCACAGUUGAUACUAUCAAGAAAGAACUUACUCAACUAACUACACAGGACUUUUCAUGGGUGCCAUAUGUUGAUCUAUGGCACAGAAAACACUGGGACAAUCUUCAUAGGUUUAGCACUCAAUGGUUUCGCCCAGAUCCAUUAUGUUGCAAGCAGCAUGAUCAGCAUAAGCUUCAGUAUAGCAACCUAGGCACAGUUGAUGCUUCUCUGGAUUCAAUUAUUGAAGUAAAUAUGCAGUGUCAGAUCUCGCUACCCAAGUACAACAACCAUCGGACCGCACUGUCUGAAUGCAAAUAUUCUCUGCGCGAUUAUCAAAAGCUGAAAGCUGGAUUCCUCUUUACUCCCCAUUGUCCUUCAGAAAACAUGCUACCUGCAGAUACAAGUUCUACGAUGGUGCCGAUCUUCAGGAGGGGACAACAUUGCGAGGAUACUGACAUUGCCUUGGAACAACUGAAAGAAAUCAUGAUGUCAAAGGCGAUAGAUUACUUCCGACAAUACACUGAAGCGACAGUCUACCAAAUACUUUGGAAGGCUAUACAUGGCACUGCGUACAUUCAUUUUGAAAAGCCAGCCAUGGAGGCUCCAGGUGCACGGAGAAGUUUUAGGGGAGCUAGGAAAAGAAAACUAGUCCAACCAAUGGACCAGGAUGUGCAGCAUCGGACGCGUAUGAUCUCUCACUUGCUCGACUUAUGGGCUCCACAUGCUCCCGUUAGGCUACGAGGCUUGAUCUUGGACUGGAUUCAGAAAGAAAAGGAAAGCCAGUUAGCAGCACCAGUGCACCACUGUUGCACCUGACGUUCUGAAUCAAUUAACCUGGAGAGAUAACAGGAACACAUCAAAGGUUGGCUUACUACUCACAAAAGGGAGCAAAUCUGUCAGAAAAAUAAAAGGGCGGAUAUACAGGGACCAGGGUGAUAGAAAUUUGGGUCAAAAGCUAUGUUUCCAGUGAAGAGGAUCAAACCCAUACCAUGAAGGUCUUGAGUUACAUAUCAAUAGUUUGUGUUCUGUUGGUCACAAAAAUAGGAAGUACUACUAUCAACCUACAUUAGAACUUAUGAAAGUGUAACACAUCACUUGUUCUCAGUUUGAGUUAUGCAUAUAUGACCAGCUGAUCAUGUGAUGGGAAUAAAAAAAGUGAAACAUAUUUGUAACUAUAUGUUUUUUUUUUGUGUGAGCUUUGAGAUGGUGGUUAUGCCAUGUUUUACUCGAAUUUAAAGGUUGCAACUUCAGCUUAUUUAUAUACUGUAUUAAUUAAA